Molecule: messenger RNA, 2505 nt
Organism: Mycosarcoma maydis (corn smut)
Lineage: Eukaryota; Fungi; Basidiomycota; Ustilaginomycetes; Ustilaginales
Product: dynamin-related GTPase DNM1
Exons: 1
Coding region: 1-2505 (834 amino acids)
Biological process (GO): peroxisome fission; mitochondrial fission
Cellular component (GO): mitochondrion; cytoplasm; peroxisome
Molecular function (GO): GTPase activity; microtubule binding; GTP binding
Source: RefSeq, a predicted model, not a curated record
AUGGACGUCGACUUGAUUCAGGUUGUCAACAAGCUCCAGGAGACCUUCACUGCCAUUGGCGGUGACUCGGUCGACCUGCCUCAGAUCGUCGUCGUCGGUUCGCAAUCAGCCGGAAAGUCGAGUGUCCUCGAAACCAUUGUCGGUCGCGACUUUUUGCCUCGAGGAAGCGGCAUUGUCACUCGGCGUCCUCUCGUUCUUCAGCUCAUCCACACUCCCUCCACCAAGGAGCAGCCCAGACAGCCAAAGCAGUCCUCGCGUCCAUAUGAUCUCUCGGAUGGCCUUGCGUCUGACAUGCAGCGUGGAGGCUCCCAUGCUUCUUCUGCCGACACCAGGUCGCCCACCUAUGAAGAGUACGGAGAGUUUCUUCACCUCGACAAACGCUUUACCGACUUUAACGAGAUCCGGCGCGAGAUUGAGAACGAGACCUUCCGCGUAGCUGGUCAGAACAAGGGUGUCUCCAAGUUGCCCAUCCACCUCAAGAUCUACAGCCCCAACGUCCUCAACCUAACCCUGGUCGACUUGCCCGGUCUCACAAAGAUUCCAGUUGGCGACCAGCCUUCGGACAUCGAACGCCAGAUCCGCAACCUCGUCACCGACUACGUCUCCAAACCCAACUGCAUCAUCCUCGCUGUCAGCCCUGCCAACGUUGACCUCGCCAACUCGGACAGCCUCAAGCUCGCCCGCACCGUCGACCCUCAAGGCCGCCGCACCAUCGGUGUCCUCACCAAACUCGACCUCAUGGACCAGGGCACACACGCGCUCGACAUUCUCACCGGCCGUGUUUACCCGCUCAAACUUGGCUUCAUCGGUGUCGUCAAUCGCUCGCAGCAGGACAUCAACGGCAACGUGUCCAUGCUCGCCGCAAGGAGAGCCGAAGAAGACUUUUUCCGCUCCCACGCCGCCUACAAAAACAUUGCACACCGAUGCGGUACCAAGUACCUCGCCAAGACGCUCAACCAGGUGCUCAUGAGCCACAUUCGUGACAAGCUUCCCGACAUGAAGGCUCGUCUCAACACGCUCAUGGGCCAGACACAGCAGGAGCUCGCCGCCUUUGGCGACACCACUUUCCUCGGAGACCAGCACCGUGGCUCGCUCGUCCUCAAGCUCAUGACCCAGUUUGCUCGCGACUUUGUUGCCUCGAUCGACGGAACUACCUUUGACAUCUCGACCAAGGAGCUCUGCGGUGGUGCCAGAAUCUACUACAUCUUCCAGGACGUCUUUGGACACGCACUCACCAGCAUCAACCCCACUCACAACCUCACCGUCCAGGAUAUCCGCACCGCCAUCCGCAACUCGACCGGUCCGCGCCCUUCGCUGUUUGUCCCUGAAGCGGCGUUUGAACUGCUCAUCAAGCCUCAGAUCAAGCUGCUCGAGCCUCCAAGCUUGCGCUGUGUCGAACUGGUCUACGAGGAGCUCAUGAAGAUCUGCCACAACUGCACCAGCUCCGAGCUGCAACGCUUUCCUCGUCUGCACGCCCAACUCAUCGAGGUGGUCUCGGAGCUGCUGCGCGAACGUCUCGGCCCCACUUCCGAGUACGUGCAGAGCCUCAUCCAGAUCCAAGCUGCCUACAUCAACACCAACCACCCUUCGUUUGUACACGAUUCGGCCAACAUCGCUCGCGAGCAGCGAGAGGCGCAAGCGCGCAAGCAGGUCGCCUUGCUGCCCGCUUCCUCCCGGCGCAAGUCGUCGUUCGACGAUCCCGCCGACGUCUCGAACGAUUUCUCGGACGACGAUGGUGACAGCGCCAACUCGCGAAGUCUCACCGUUAACGGCGUGACCUCCAAGACGGGCGGUGGCAGGAAGGAGCGUGCCGCUUCCACCAACGAGUCGCGUCCACACUCGGCUUCGGCGCCAGCACACCACACCAUCGGUCACGCAUCAGGGAACGCUUUCGCCAACGGAUCCAGCUCUGCUAGCGGCGGUGCCAAAGACACUUUCCUCAACUACUUUUUCGGAGGCGCAUCCGGGUUGCCCGUUGGCGGUGUUGGGCCAUCCGCUGGUCUGGGUGGCUAUCACGCUGCUCAGCCACACGUGCACCAGCCAAGGAUCUCGGAAUUCAGCCAGACACGUGAGCACAAGCCCAACGCUAUGUCCGGGCGCACGGGCCUGGAAGGCAACUCGGCAGCUUACGACAUGAAGUCGCUCGACAAGCAUCUCGAAGCCACGCCGAUCUCGUCGGACGAGUAUGCGCUUUCGGACCGCGAAGAACUCGAAACCACGCUGAUCCGCUCCUUGAUAGCGAGCUACUUUAACAUUGUACGUCUUUCGAUUCAGGAUCUGGUGCCCAAGGCGAUCAUGCAUCUGCUCGUCAACUUUAGCAGGGAAUCAGUUCAGAAUCGGCUGGUGGCAAGCUUGUACAAGGAGAAUCUGUUCGAGGAGCUGCUGUACGAGGAUGAAGGGUUGACGAGCGAGAGAAAGCGCGUCAAGCAGCUGCUCGAUGCGUAUAGGGAGGCGUUUAACACAUUGAGCGAGGUGACGUUCAAGCCUAGCGGUGGUAGUACGUGA